This is a messenger RNA of Drosophila gunungcola (fruit fly), 995 nucleotides long. RefSeq lists its product as uncharacterized. The record is from RefSeq and is a predicted model, not a curated record. Lineage: Eukaryota; Metazoa; Arthropoda; Insecta; Diptera; Drosophilidae. The transcript is spliced from 2 exons. The coding region runs from base 211 to 687 and encodes 158 amino acids.
GGAAAGACAGGUGCAGACAAACGGAUUCGGAUUGUCGGACAGACGGACGGACGGCGUCCUUGCUGCAGUGAGUCCGCAGCUAAGUCAAACGAACCGAGCACGUCACGGGCUGCGGACGGAUUCCUUGGUUAUUGGAUAGCAAGAGUUCCUUCGGUGGUCUGGAACAAAAGUAGGGAGCGAAAGUGAAAGUGACUUAGUGUCAGGGCCACCAUGAAAUCGAAGCUUGAAACCACCGACGAAGCCGAGGAGGAUGGCGAGGGGCAGGAUCAUCACGACGGGGAUCCAAAGCCGCUGCCCUACAACUUCGAAAAGGAGCUGAUCGAAGGGUCCAACCGACACAUCCGACUCUACGAAACCUUUGUUCCAGUGAGCCAAGUUUAUCCCCUAACCCGGAAGUUCUACGCCCAGUUCGAGCAGCGUCAGCCGCCGGAUCCAUUGCGCUACCUGCGACACACUUGGCCGGAGAAGCAAUUGGAGCGUCAGAGGGAGCUGGUGAAGGCGGUCCCGCUGCUGGAAUCCCAGGUUUACGGCUGGCUUCCGCUCCAAAGCGGAGAACGGGCCACCGGUCUGAAUUUUCUACAGGCCCCAAAACUGCGCUGCGGAAUGACUGUUCACGGAGAGCGAUUGAUCGCGGAGAGGAUUACGGAGCGACCCCCUUUCAAUGGGCUCAGGUUUCUGCUCCACUAAUCUUCCGGCUGAUCCUUAAAUUAACUUUAAAUUUAACAACUUGGUUCUAAACUUUUGCAUUACAAAUUAUCGGUAUUUCAUUAAAAGAUUUUUAAAAUUGUGCAGGAUUACAAAUUAUUUGCCUUUGAAAUAUAAUUUGUUAUGUGUGAACUUAAGUAUUUGCUUUUCUAAUAAAAUAAACAAUGAUUUUACAUUUAACAAUACAUCUUUAAAUAAUUAUUUUUUUUUCAGAAGAACUACGGUGAGUUUGUACGAUGGAAUUCAUAUUGCCUAAAUUUAAAUUUCUGGCUUUAUAUUUUAGUUCUAAU